This is a messenger RNA of Colletotrichum costaricense, 2403 nucleotides long. Its product is annotated as sodium/hydrogen exchanger family protein. Gene Ontology annotation, molecular function: antiporter activity. The transcript is spliced from 4 exons. Bases 1 to 2403 code for a protein of 800 amino acids. NCBI's taxonomy places the organism in Eukaryota, Fungi, Ascomycota, Sordariomycetes, Glomerellales, Glomerellaceae. The record is from RefSeq and is a predicted model, not a curated record. Gene Ontology annotation, cellular component: membrane. Gene Ontology annotation, biological process: proton transmembrane transport.
AUGCGCUCUUCAAUCCUUUACCUCGCCCUGGCCGGCGUCGCCAGCAUCGCGCAAGCCAACCCAAUCAUCAAACCAGACGCCCAAGUCGACCCCAAAGGCCUCAUCACUCGCAGCCUCUCCCACCUCCUCUUCUCCCGCUCCGAACCAACACGCUCCGAGCCGCCCCCAACUAGGAGACAAGCAACGCCGCCUCCCCCUCUGACAAGCAACCCUGCCGCCGCCCCGCCCGGCGGCGGCGGCGCAGUCAACAAUGCCAACCGCACCGUCACUCUGACCGUGAUCCAAGGCGACACCCUCGGCCAGAUCGCGCGCCUCCUCAACUCGGGCAUUUGCAACAUCGCCAAGCUCAACAACAUCGCCAACCCAGAUUUCAUCGAGAUCGGACAGGUCCUGCAGGUGCCCAUCAACGUCGCCAACCCGGACAACGACUCGUGCCUCAACCGCGGCGGCGCGAUCCCGGCCCCGGGACAGAAUGCUACUGCUCCCGGUACGCCUCCGGCGGGUGGCAAGGGGAAGGGGAAGGGGAAGAAGGUUAAGCGAAGCGAGGCCCUACCCAACGUCUCUGUUCCUCUCAAGAUAUCGUUGAUCAAACCACGCAGAGCUAUGGCAGUAACAGCAUCCUCGCUGGCCUAUCAUGAGCCAUCCAUCACCACCAUCGCCAUCCUCUCCGGCUUCCUCCUGCUCCUCGAUUCCGUAAAUUACGCUCUCGACAAGCUCGUCUACUGUGGUCUCAUUGGUCAGGUAUUCCUCGGUAUCGCAUGGGGAACGCCAGGAGCAAAAUGGCUCUCCGAAGAGAUGGAGCACUCGAUGGUGCAACUGGGAUAUCUCGGCUUGAUUCUGAUUGUCUAUGAAGGAGGUCUCUCCACGUCUUUCAAGUCCCUCAAAGCCAAUCUUCUACUCUCAAUUGGCGUCGCCGUCACUGGCAUCGCUGUCCCCAUGGGACUCUCCUUCAGCCUGAGCUCUUUGAUCGGCGCCACACCGCUACAGGCCUUCGCCGCAGGAGCCGCGCUCUGCUCGACCAGUCUCGGGACAACAUUUACGGUUCUAGGCACGAGCGGCCUCACGACCACCCGCAUGGGAGUCGUGUUGACUAGCGCUGCCAUGAUGGAUGACGUCGUCGGCCUCAUCAUGGUUCAGGUCGUGUCCAACCUCGGUGGUGGCGGCGGCAGCGAUUUCAACGCCGUGACGGUGGUCCGACCGAUUCUCGUCUCGUUGGGUUUCGCGACCGUUGUACCGGCGGUGUGUAAGCUCGUCGUGGGCCCGAUCACAUUGCGCCUGAAUAUGAUAAGAGAGAAGAACCCUGGGUCCAAGGUUGACCAGCUUCUUCGUAUGCGUCAGACUGCUCUCGUCAUUCAUACGUGCUGGUUAUUUGGGCUCAUUAUGGGAGGGGCCUUCGCUGGGACGUCGACCUUGCUAGCGGCAUAUGUCGCGGGCGCCACCAUCAGUUGGUGGGACAGCGAGGUGCCUCAUCCCAUAUCUCGCGGAAAGGGAAAGCAGAAAGCAUUCAUAGUUCAAGGCGGAUCUGCUGCAGACAACCAGGAAGCUCUCUCUGCAAAUAACCCAGGGCAGUCGAGCUCCGAGAUCCCACCUGCAGCUACUCUGAUGCCAAGCAAUGGCGAAUCGGAUACCUACAACACAGGCAUUGAGAUCUACGAACAUUACUACAGCAAGGCCGUUGAUCACGUGCUGAAGCCUUUCUUCUUCGCAUCCAUCGGCUUCUCCGUACCGAUAACGAGGAUGUUUACCGGUCCCAUUGUUUGGCGUGGAAUAGUCUACACCAUCCUGAUGAUGGCUGGCAAACUAAUGUGUGGUGUUUGGCUGCUGUCUUUUGCCAGUCCGUUGCGCACCGUGCAGCGGAUCACCAAAAAGGUAUCCGGUGUAGGGAAGCAGAAGUCGAAGAAACUCGCACCCGGAACACAAUGUGCCGGGACAGCAUCGGAUUCGGGAGCAAACAACAGUCAGACUUCUCCGCCAAAGCAGCCGCAGCAGGACCAGGAGCCGCGGCAGGGUGCGCAAGAUGGUCAAACGGAAGAGAUGCCGCCUCAGCCGCUCGACUUGCGACAAACCGGAAAAACUCCGAAAAAUGCUUCUCCCAAGCCGGAGAUGCCGGUUUCCGUGUAUCCGGCCUGUAUCCUCGCCUUCGCGAUGGUCGCUCGUGGUGAGAUUGGCUACUUGAUCUCUGCACUAGCCGAAAGCACCGGCAUCUUCAGCGGCGGGUCAGGCGCACCCGAUCAGCCUUCGGAGAUGUUCUUGAUCGUGACGUGGGCCAUCACUUUGUGCACAAUCAUAGGACCUAUAUGCGUUGGUCUGCUUGUAAAUCGGGUAAAGCGGCUUGAGGCGCUCAGCGGCAAAGGCACGAAUGGAGGUGGACGGAACGUUCUUGGUGCCUGGGGUGUGGAGUAG